UAACGUCAAACAUGCUCGAAUGCCGUUACAUGGAUCUCAAAGGAGUCCCAACAACAUACACCAUAUAUAUAUAUAAAAAAAAAAUCUUACAGAAAUGAAUUCGUAAUAAAAUAAAUAAAUAAAAAUCAUUUUGAGCGUUUUUCACGGGUGUAAACGCGAAGCUACUGCGGGGCGCAUGGGAGUUGUAGUUUUGUUGGUGCUGUUCCCUAAUGCGCGGCUACGCUGGGUAAGGAGGCUGGGAACUACAACUCCCAGCGCGCCCCGGGCGCGACCCCACUGCUCUCCGCCUUUGCCGAGGGACCACAACAUGGCGGACGUUUGGUGAAGAAGUUGAUAACAUGGAUCUCUGAAAGAGGGAAGCGAGAGAGAAAGAGAGAAAGAAAGAGAGAGGGAUAGAGGAAUACAAUUUCAAAACAAAUACAAAUAAAACAAAAGAGGACAUUUUCAUUAAUUCCGGGGAUCGUCCCCCCCCUCUCUCUCUCUCUAUAUAUAUAAUCCCCGACGCUACAUCAACACCAUCACCAAAAAAAAACAACCAAAAAAAAAAGAUUUUUAAAAAAACAACAAAAACUGCAAAAUAUAAAUCCUAAUCCGGGUUUGGCAUGGAGGAAAAUCAAUAGAACACCUCCAAAAUAAACACAUAAAUAUAUACAGAUUUAUAUCGAGUUCGUACAACAAAAUUAAACUUUUUUUUUUUUUUUUUUUUUUAACGAGGAUUUUUUAAAAAAAAUUGUAUUUUUAUUAUUAUUAUUAUUUAAAUUGCUCGGCGAUAACAGGAAGAAAAUUGUGCAACUACUAAUAAUACUAAUUAUUAUUAUUAUUAUUAUGGGUGUGCAAGGUUUUCAAGAGUACGUGGAGAAGCGGUGCCCCGGAGCCGCUGUCCCCGUGGAUCUGCUGAAGCUCUCCCGCACGGUGGCCCGCCAGCACCCGCACCACCCGGCCCUGGCUCCCCCGCCGGCCGCCCGGGUCCUGAUCGACGCGGACUCCGGCUUGCAGCGGCUCUACGGCGGCUACCAGACGGACUGGGCCUGCGGCGGGCAGUGGAACGCGAUGCUGGGGUACCUGGCCGCGCUGUCGCAGGCGUGCCUCUACGAGGGCGGGCUGGAGCUGGUGGUGGUCUUCAACGGGACCCUCGGGAAAGACCGCUGGCCGGAGUGGGCGAAGAGGGCGCAGGGAGAGCGGCAGACCGCCCAGCUCAUCGUCAACCACGUCGCCAACAAAGAGACCCCCCCGCCCAGAGCCUGGUUCCUACCGCCGGCCUGCCUGAGCCACUGUAUCCGGCUGGCCAUGAUCCGCUUUCGGGUCCGGGUGGUGCAGUCUCUGGAGGAUCACCACCAGGAGGCGCUGUCUCUCUACAGGGAUGGCGGUUUCCAGGGGCUGAUCGCUCACGACUCGGAGUUUGCUCUGUGCAGCGUCCCGGCUUACUUCAGCUCCCACGCGCUCAAGCUCAGCUGGAACGGGAAGAAUCUGACCACCAACCAGUACCUGCUGCCCGAGGUGGCCAAGCAGCUGGGUCUGAGACCAGGGCACCUGCCCACCUUCGCUGCCCUGCUGGGGAACCACAUUCUCCCAGAUGAAGACCUCGCUGCGUUCCACUGGAGUCUGCUGGGGCCGGAGCACCCGCUGGCAUCGCUCAAGGUCCGCGCUCACCAGCUGGUCCUGCCUCCCUGCGAGGUGGUCAUCAAGGCUGUCUCCGAGUACGUCUCCUCCAUCAAAGACCUGUCCAACCUGGACGCAGUGGGGAGGGACGUCUUCAAGCAGUCCCAGUCCAGGACAGAAGACAAGGUCCAGCGUUUCAAGAAAGCUGUGGAGUAUUUCUCGUCCGCCAGCAAACCCAGACCCCUGUCCAUGGGACCCUCUCCCUACCUGUUUCCAGGAUUUGGGCAGGGUAAUUUCGGAGGUCCUCCCAGCCACAUGGGGGCGAUGCAGCCCAACAGACCCCUGUUACCUCCUCCUCAGGUGACGGGCGGGAAGCUGGCCUAUCAGAGCGGCUCCUUUCCGGGGGGCCCGCCCCCCCCGCUGCUCUUCCCUCCCCACCCCCUGCAGGAAUGCAGCGACGGGCUGAAGCCCCCCUUCUCAGACUGGGCCGCCCCCUACGACAGCGCCACGGCAACCGGAACCCUGGGGCACAGGCAGCCCAAUCACCACGCAGGCCCCGCCCCCGGCCCCGCCUCCUCACCGUCCUCGUCUUCCGAGGGGGAGGAGCCUAAUGGAGCCAGUGCAAACCAUGUCCCAGACAGGUCCAGCUCGAAGGGGGGCUGGGACGAGUCCAGGGGGGAGUGGGGGAAAGGGGCUGGGGGUGGAGACGGGGGUCACCAAGGCAACGGGAGCCCCCAGAUCCCCUCUCUGCUCUCCAUGGCGACGCGCACCCACAUGGAUAUCACCACCCCGCCGCUGCCCCUGGUGGCGGCCGAGGUGCUGCGCGUGGCUGAGCACCGACACCGCCGAGGACUCAUGUACCACAUCUACCACGUGCUGACCAAGGGGGAGCUGAAGAUCCCCGUGUGCAUCGAGGACGAGUGCACCCCCGAGCUGCCCCCCGCGGCCCUCCUCUUCCGUUCCGCACGCCAGCUUGUGUACGGAGUCCUCUUCAGCCUGGCUGAGACCCAGAGGAGAGGAGAGAGACUGAGUCUGAGGAGGAGGAUGCCAGUGGAGGUGCCGCCGGUCAUCAUUAAGGAGUGGUCCUCGAACAAAGCCCGGUCCGCCCUGACCCCCGAGCUGGUCCCGGCGCUGACCUUCCGGGAGUGGACCUGUCCGAACCUCAGGAAGCUGUGGCUGGGCCGGGCCGUGGAGGACAAGAACCGCAGGAUGAGGGUCCUCGCCUGCCUCAAAUCAGACAGCCCUGGCAUGCUGAACCCAGCCAGCAUCCCCACCCACCUGCUACUGCUGUGCUGCGUGCUGAGGUACAUGCUGCAGUGGCCCGGGGGCAGGGUUCUGCAGAGACACGAGCUCGAUGCUUUCCUGGCGCAGGCCGUGUCCAGCCAGCUGUGACCAGACCAGCUGCAGGAGCUCAAGAUUGAGAAGCUGGACUCGCGAGGGGUGCAGCUGGCAGCCCUGUUCAUGAGCGGGGUCGACACUGCCCUGUUUGUCAACGACGCGUGCGGGCAGCCCGUCCCCUGGGAGCACUGCUGCCCCUGGAUCUACUUCGACGGGAAACUCUUCCAAAGCAAGCUGGGCAAGGCAGCCCGGGACAGGGGAGCCCUGCUGGAGCUCUGUGAGGGGCAGGUGGAACAGGCUGCCAAGGUUGAGAAGAUGAGGCAGGCCAUUCUGGAGGGGAUCAACAUGAACCGCCAGCCCCCACCUCCCCCCCCACUGCCUCCCCCUGCCUACAUGCCCGCCAUGGGGCCUCCCUUCUACCCCGUCCCCCUGUACCCCCGAACCCCAGGCAACCUGCCACCUGGGCACCCCCACCACAGAGGACGCACCUUCCCAGGAAUCCAGGCUAUCCCUCCCCAGGGAGGGAAGUUGGAGAUUGCCGGCAUGGUUGUAGGUCAAUGGGCCGGGAACAAACCAUUCCGCGGACGGGGGGGAUUCAACAUGCAGGUGGUGUCGGUGGGAGGAGGAGGCAGAGGCCGGGGCAGAGAACAGCCGGGUAAACCGAGAGAAGGGAAGAAGCAGACUACAGGGCGAGCGCAGCUUUCUCCAGGCCCCGCCUCCAACGGAACCCCCAAGCCGGUGGAAGGUUCCAAGGGGAGGGGCAGCAGUGCCGGGGGAGGAGCUCAGCAGCUGAAUGGCAGCGCAGGGCCGGCGGUGAUCGCAGCGGGGCCCCCUGGCGGACAGGAGGAGGAAGUGCAGCCCUCACAGACGCACAGCAACAGCGAUGAUGACGGCGACAACAACAACAGUGCCUUCGCUCUGAGAGACAGUGACGCAGCAGGAGGAGGCGGGGCAGGGGGAGGGGCCAGCAACGACAGCAGUGACGCCGCCUGUUGUCACGACGACCGGCUGGGAGGGGCCGCGUCUGCCUUCCAGAAAGAGGAGUAACUAAAUAAAAAUUAAAGCCAGUGAAAUUGUAAUUGCACAGUUUGGCCAGGUCUAAAGCAGGGGUCAGUAAAGAGGCGCAGGUUUGAGGGAAGAUAACCGACACAGUGGGUAUUGAAAUGUAUCGAUGUAAUGCCAAAAUUAAGAGGAAAAAUAUCAUUUCAAAAGAAUAUUUAUCCCAAUAGUAAUUAUUAUUAUAACAAUGUAAUAAUAAUGUAUUAUUAUUAGUAGUAGUAUUAUUAUUAUUAUUAUCAAUUAAAAUCAAUAAUUGACUGUUCCUUGUCGUUUGGUACUCAGAGCCCCCCCACACCGCCCCCAUCUCCCCCUAUUUAGCCCUGGCUGGCUGUGUUCUUGUUAUCGCUGGUCUCCGAACGAGACAGACAGUGUGCGUGCGUGCGUGUGUGUCUGUGUCUAUAUAUAUAUAUAUAUAUAAAAUGAAAACAAAAAUGGGAUGUAUUGUUCACAAAAGGGUUAAAUGAUUUUUAAAAAAUAUAUAUAUAUAUUUUUUAUUUCAGGACCACUGUGUAUGACUUUUCUUUCUGCACAGCUAGGGUCUGAAAUGUCCCGAAAUAAAUACUUUUAAAAAUCAUUUAAACGUUUUGUGUACAUAAUAUAUAUAUAUAUAUAUAUAUACACACACUCUCACACACACACCAUCAGAAUGUAAUAUAUAGAUCUAUAUAGAUAUAUUGAUUAGGGGUGUGCUGAUAAUCAGACUAGUAAUUGCCUUUGAGAAGUAUUUAUCUGCAGGUGUUCAAAUAAAACCAUUCAUUUCAGAACAAGAAAACCCGUCCUCCCCUCGCCUUUACAACCGCGCACCCACUUCACUCACAGUGAAAGUUGUGUUUUUCCCGGUCAGUAUUUACCGCCUCGGUAACAAGCUGGGAAAUUUUUUUUUUUUUUAAAUCGUAAAGGCGAGGGAAGGACGGCUUUUUAUUUAAAAAAUAAAUAAAUUUAAAAAAAACGCCCAGCGAAAUGGUCUUUUCAAUACCUGCUGUUUUUUUUUUUUUUUUUUUUUUUUUAAAUAAAUACUUCUAAAAAGAAAGUUAUUUCGGAGUAUUCGUGCGACAGUGAGCGCUCCCUGGUGUUUUCUCUGGACACAUCGGUCCCGAGCCUACAACAGCAGCGUGGCGCAGGUGCGACUUCAGUGGCGCCUGACAUCCUGACGGUAGAGAACCCGAGGCACUGCCGCCUGAACACUUUUAUAUAUCGGAGAAUAUUCGGUUCGUGUUGUUUCGGGUUGGUUGGUUUGUUUGUUUUUUAUAUAAAAGAGGUCGGUUACCCUAACUUUUAAAGUUUAAAACAAAAAGCAACAUUUUUUUAGAAGCUUGAAAACCGCUGAAGCAGGGCGGGCGGUCAGUCGGUCAGUCGGGCAGUCGGUCCUCCUGCUGUCGCUGAGAAUCUGUUUUAUGUUUCUCCUCUGACAAAAAAAAAGUGACAAGGAGAUUCAAUUUUUUUUUUUUUUUUUAAAA
Molecule: messenger RNA, 5453 nt
Organism: Acipenser ruthenus (sterlet)
Lineage: Eukaryota; Metazoa; Chordata; Actinopteri; Acipenseriformes; Acipenseridae
Product: constitutive coactivator of PPAR-gamma-like protein 2
Cellular component (GO): nucleus
Source: RefSeq, a predicted model, not a curated record